AUGCCGUUGGACUCACUUCCUGGUUGGCUGAAUGCUGUGGCCUGUGGGCUUCUGUUUUUUCUCCAAGUGCAUGGUGAAGACUCAGCCAGCCCCAUCAGGACUACACUCACAGGACAGGUGCAGGGCAGUCUUGUCCACUUGAAUGGCACCAGAGAGGGUGUCCACACCUUCCUGGGAAUUCCCUUUGCCAAGCCACCUCUAGGAAAGCUGAGAUUUGCACCCCCUGAGGCUCCAGAACCAUGGAGUGGUGUGAGGGAUGCAACCUCCUACCCAGCCAGAUGUCUACAAAAUUCUGAAACAGAGAAUGCAAACAGUCUGGCAAUGAUGAAACUGAACGUGACUCCCAUCUCUACAUCUGAGGACUGCCUGUAUCUCAACAUCUACACACCAGCUCAUGCCCAUGAGGGCUCUAACCUGCCUGUGAUGGUGUGGAUCCAUGGUGGUUCACUGGUAAUGGGCAUGGCUUCCUUGUAUGAUGGAUCCAUGCUGGCAGCCAUGGAGGAUGUGGUGGUGGUCACUGUCCAGUACCGCCUGGGUAUCUUAGGCUUCUUCAGCACUGGAGAUGAGCAUGCCAGAGGCAACUGGGGCUACCUGGACCAAGUGGCCGCCCUACGCUGGGUCAAGCAGAACAUCGCCCACUUUGGAGGCAACCCUGACUGUGUCACCAUUUUUGGACAGUCUGCAGGAGCCACAAGUGUGUCUUCACAUGUUGUGUCCCCCAUGUCCCAAGGACUCUUCCACAAAGCCAUCAUGGAGAGUGGAGUGACUCUGGUGCCUGUACUUAUCUCCAACACUUCUGAGGUUGUCUACACAACUGUGGCCGAAUUAUCUGAUUGUGAGGCUGUGGACUCGGAGACCCUGGUGCACUGUCUGAGAAGCAAGAGUGAAGAGGAGAUUCUGGCUAUUAACAAGGUCUUCAAGAUGAUCCCUGCUGUGGUAGAUGGGGUAUUCCUACCCAGGCAUCCCCAAGAGUUAUUGGCUUCUGUGGAUUUUCACCCUGUCCCCAGCAUUAUUGGUGUCAACAAUGAUGAAUAUGGCUGGCUUCUACCCGAGACCACAGGCAUUGACAAAACAAUAAAGAACAUAACCAGAGAGACCCUGCAGGCUGUUCUGAAGAGCACAGCAGCACAGAUGAUGUUACCUCCUGAGUGUAGUGACCUGCUAAUGGAAGAGUACAUGGGGGACACUGAGGACCCACAGACCCUUCAAAUACAGUUCACUGAGAUGAUGGGAGAUUUCAUGAUCAUUAUCCCUGCACUCCAAGUUGCAAAUUUUCAGUAUUCCCAUGGCCCUGUCUAUUUUUAUGAGUUCUGUCAUGAUACCAACUUCCUCAAAGAUGUCAGACCACCCCAUGUGAAAGCUGACCAUGGUGAUGAAGUUCCCUUUGUCUUUGGGUCCUCCUUCUGGGGCAUAAAACCUGAUUUUACUGAGGAGGAGGAGCUGUUGAGCAGGAGGAUGAUGACGUACUGGACUAACUUUGCACGACAUGGGAACCCCAAUGGUAAGGGUCUACCCUACUGGCCUGAGUUUGACCAGAAUGAGAAGUACCUGCAGCUGGGCAACGUGACUGCUGUGGGCAAAGUCCUGAAGGCCAGAAGGCCAGGGUUCUGGAGCAAGAUUCUACCACAGAUCCAGGAGCUAAAGAGGGCUCAGGAGAAUCAAUAA
Messenger RNA from Cricetulus griseus (Chinese hamster), 1665 nucleotides. The record is from RefSeq and is a predicted model, not a curated record. NCBI's taxonomy places the organism in Eukaryota, Metazoa, Chordata, Mammalia, Rodentia, Cricetidae.